UUUACGUUACAAAUCUAUCUCAAACGCGUCGUCUCUCUAUCUUCAACGCGCCUUCAAAGACCAUUUAUCCUCAUGGUUACUUCACACACACACAUAUAUAUACACUCGUAACAAGAGCCGCCAUUUUCAGUGUCACAACAAAGCUUCACCCAAAGAACCCACCUGAAGAAACCUUAAAAAACACAGAAAGUGUUGAGUGUGCGUGUGUGUAUAUGGAUAUGGAUACUCAGUCGUCGUCGCCCAAGUACAAGGGUGUACGGAAGCGGAAGUGGGGGAAGUGGGUGUCGGAGAUUCGUCUUCCGAACAGUCGGGAAAGGAUCUGGUUGGGAUCCUUCGAAACGGCGGAGAAGGCGGCGCGUGCGUUCGACGCGGCUCAGUAUUGCCUGAGAGGUCCCGGAGCAAGCUUUAAUUUUCCGGCGAACCCUCCGGAGAUCCCCGGCGGAAGAUCCCUAACUCCGCCGGAGAUUCAGGCCGUCGCGAGCCGCUUCGCCAACGAGGAACCACCACCGACGACUGCGAUGUCACGUGCACAAGCAAACAAUGAUGAUGACGACGUGGAGGGAAUUUCGGCACGUGGGGAAAAUCCAUUCCGUGGUGGUGGGGCCAUGUCGGAGCAAGUGGAGGAGGGGAUUAACUACAUUAACAAUAAUAAUGAUAAUAAUCAUAAUUACAGCAAUGACACAUGGACUGCCGCUGAGUACGAAACGACAGCGUAUUGGCCGUUUUUGUGGGAGAACAAUGUGGGUAGAUCGGAGGAGUUAGGGUUUUUCCCCGGCGAGACCGGAAACUUGUUUUUUCCGACCGAGCAGCAACUUCCAUCCAAUUUUUACGACGAUGAAGUUAAUGACGAUUUUUCUCUACAAUCCCUCAAUCUUUGGAACUUUUAAGAACCCUUAUUUUUUUUAAAGAAAAUCUUUUUUUCCACAUUAAUCUUAUAAAACGGUCAGUCCAAUUUCGAUAAUAUUACUUUCACGGGGUUCGAACCAUUUUGGUUUUGGACUGUCCGGUGAGGAUUAUUUCGAAUACGACUACUAUAUAUUAUA
Tarenaya hassleriana is the source of this 1043-nucleotide messenger RNA. RefSeq names its product ethylene-responsive transcription factor ERF016. The coding region runs from base 213 to 887 and encodes 224 amino acids. Gene Ontology annotation, molecular function: DNA binding; DNA-binding transcription factor activity. The transcript has a single exon. Lineage: Eukaryota; Viridiplantae; Streptophyta; Magnoliopsida; Brassicales; Cleomaceae. Gene Ontology annotation, biological process: regulation of DNA-templated transcription. The record is from RefSeq and is a predicted model, not a curated record.